Molecule: messenger RNA, 2240 nt
Organism: Vigna unguiculata (cowpea)
Lineage: Eukaryota; Viridiplantae; Streptophyta; Magnoliopsida; Fabales; Fabaceae
Product: rust resistance kinase Lr10-like
Biological process (GO): protein phosphorylation
Molecular function (GO): polysaccharide binding; ATP binding; protein kinase activity
Source: RefSeq, a predicted model, not a curated record
AAAGCAGAUGGAAACGCGGUUUCUGAGUCAAAGUCUACCUUCGAAGUAUGAUAAAGUCUUGAAGCCAUUCUCUGAAAGGGAAAAAUGUGGUCCUUCUGUACUUAUUUAUGUUUUGAGUCGGUGUUGUUAAAUAUCAAUAUAUAACUUUUACAGUUCCGAUUCAAACUGAAUGAGAAAGAGUUUGGACAUGAUGUGGCCAGAGGUAGCAGUGUUGCUCUUACUUCUAGUCCAGACAAGUCACGCUGGUUGUCUUCCUUCUUCGUGUGGCAAAAUCAGCAACAUCACUUAUCCAUUUCGAUUAAAAGGCGACCCAGAGAAGUGUGGGGACGAAAGGUAUGAGGUUGGUUGUGAGAAUAAUGUUACGGUGUUGUAUCUGCACUCUGCAAAAUACCAUGUUCAGGCAAUCAACUACAACAACUACACAGUGAGAGUGGUUGAUCCUGCACUUCAACUCCAUAAAUGCUCCUCUCUUCCUCUCCGCUCCCUCUCUCGCUCCAAUUUCUCUCAUACUUACACUUACACUUACACUUACACUUACUCUUCGGAUCCAUACCAAGCCGGUCUAAGUUCAUAUGGAAAUUGGGAAUCUCUGAUUUUCGAGCACAUAGUGUUUGUGAAUUGUAAGCAUACAGUGAGAGAGAAUGGGAAGUAUGUGAAAACAGAAGAGUGCGUGAAGUGGGACUCAAAGGGCUAUGCAUAUGCUGUUGUUGGUGACCUAAAAGCAGAGGACUUGGAAGUUGGGUGUGACAUAAAGCUUGUUGUUCCAACAUCUCUGAGGAGUUUGAAUAACCAUUCCUACACUUCCAUGCACUGGAGCUUGGCCUAUGGAUUUGAGAUUUCUUGGAUAAACCUCGCCUGCCAGACACAUAACUUUUGUCCAGAUGGAUUCUGCUAUUUCGACUCUGCGAGCCAGAAACUGGACUGCCGACGCGGACCAUUUCCACAUUCACUUUACGGUAGCAUACUUGAGGUGCUGAAAUUCUAUGUAUCUCACCCGGACGAGUUUGUAAGAGAUAUUCUCUUACUUGUUUCUCAGGUAUGGGCAUGCAAAGUUUUGUUUGGAAUGCCAUUCUUAAUUGGGAUUUUGAUAUAUAAAUGGAAGAAAAGACAUGCAUCAACGUAUGGAAAUAUUGAAAAUUACCUUGAACAAAAUAACUUGGCACCUAUUAGAUACUCAUAUAAGGAAAUCAAGAAGAUGGCAAGUGGUUUCAAAGAAAAGUUAGGUCAGGGAGGAUUUGGCUCUGUCUUUAAGGGAAAGUUGUGUAGUGGACCUUUUGUGGCAAUCAAAAUGUUAGACAAAUCAAAAGGAAAUGGGCAAGAUUUUAUUAGUGAAGUUGCAACUAUUGGAAGAAUAUGUCAUCAAAAUGUGGUACGAUUAAUUGGAUUUUGUGUUCGUGGUUCAAAACGUGCUCUUGUAUAUGAAUUCAUGCACAAUGGAUCUCUUGAUAAACUUAUUUUUUCAAAAGAUGGAAGUGCACCUUUAAGUUAUGAAAAAAUGUAUAAUAUAUCAAUUGGAGUGGCUCGUGGGAUUGCUUAUCUCCACCAUGGGUGUGAGAUGCAAAUUUUGCAUUUUGACAUCAAACCCCAUAACAUCUUACUAGAUGAAAACUUCAUCCCAAAGGUGUCGGACUUUGGAUUGGCAAAGUUAUAUCCAAUAGAUAAUAGCAUCGUCACAAUGACUGUGGCAAGAGGAACCAUUGGAUAUAUGGCUCCAGAAUUGUUUUACAAUAAUAUUGGAGGAAUAUCCCAUAAGGCUGAUGUUUAUAGCUUUGGAAUGCUUUUGAUGGAAAUGACUAGUAAGAGGAAGAAUCUAAAUCCCCAUGCAGACCGCUCAAGUCAACUUUACUUUCCCCUUUGGAUCUAUGAUCACAUUAGGGAAGAGGAAGAUAUAGAUAUUGAAGAUGUGACAGAAGAGGAAAAGAAAAUAGCAAAGAAGAUGAUCAUAGUAGCUCUAUGGUGUAUACAAUUGAAACCAAAGGAUCGUCCAUCAAUGAAUAAAGUAGUGGAAAUGCUUGAAGGAGACAUUAAAGACUUGGAAAUACCUCCAAAGCCUGCUUUAUUUCCAGAUGAAAUGAUUGUAGAGGACCACACAGUCAACUCUAUCCAAACAAUUUCAAGUGAAUUCAUUUAACCGUUAUUUAAAUUAAGAUGGUUACCAUAUGUGAUGGUCAUGGAAUUCCAUGAAAAAAAUGGAGAGUGCACUAGAUUACAUUAAAAAGAAAAAGAGAAACAAGGUGAUU